Messenger RNA from Ipomoea nil (Japanese morning glory), 1566 nucleotides. RefSeq lists its product as uncharacterized. Gene Ontology annotation, molecular function: RNA-DNA hybrid ribonuclease activity; nucleic acid binding. Bases 1 to 1566 code for a protein of 521 amino acids. The record is from RefSeq and is a predicted model, not a curated record. Lineage: Eukaryota; Viridiplantae; Streptophyta; Magnoliopsida; Solanales; Convolvulaceae. Gene Ontology annotation, biological process: DNA integration. The transcript has 3 exons.
AUGAAGCCGCCUGUGCUAACCGCUCCUGUUCAUGGACGCCCACUAAUCCUCUAUAUCUCCGCCCAAGACAAUUCUGUGGGCGCCUUGCUUGCUCAGGAAAACGACAAGGGGAAAGAGAAUGCUCUCUACUAUCUCAGUAGAAUGAUGACCCCGAACGAGUUAAAUUACUCCCCGAUUGAAAAGCUAUGUUUGGCACUUGUGUUCGCCAUAAAAAAACUUAAGCACUACUUCGAGGCUCAUACCAUCCGGCUUGUUUCCAAAGCGAACCCGGUGAAAUAUGUUAUGGCGAAGUUUGUCAAGGGGCAAGCCUUGGCCGAUUUCCUGGCAGACCACCCAAUACCUGCUGAAUGGGAGUUGUCUGACGAUUUGCCUGAUGAAGAUGUGCUUGUCAUUGAAGUCCUACCCCCAUGGAAGAUGUACUUUGAUGGAGCUUCGCAUAGAGAAGGGGCAGGAGUUGGAGUUGUCUUCGUCACUCCAGAAGGCGAGGUGUUGCCAUAUUCAUUCACCUUGACCGAGCAAUGUUCAAACAACGUUGCUGAGUAUCAAGCAUUGAUACUUGGGCUCGAAAUAGCGGCUGACAUGAAGCAACUGAGAAUUAACAUUUAUGGAGAUUCAAAGUUGAUCAAAAACCAAGUGUUGGGUCUAUAUGAAGUGAAAAAGGCAGAGUUAGUCCCAUAUAACAACUAUGCAAAGAUACUAAUGCAAUGGUUAGGGGAUUGGGUAGUUCCACCAAUCUUCAAUGAAGACGGCUCAGUUGAUGAAACUGUUGAACUCCCUACUGCUUCAGUGUAUGAUAUUGGCAAAGACGACUGGAGGCAAUCGCUAAUUGACUACCUCACUGAUGGAAAGUUACCCGAAGAUCCACGUAGGAGGGUGGAUAUAAAGCGUCGAGCUGCUCGCUUCAUCUACUAUAAAGAGACGAUGUAUCGUCGUUCAUUCGAGGGAGUAUUUCCCCGAUGCCUAGGGGAAGAGGAAGCUUUACAAGCUAUGCAAGAAGCUCAUUCUGGGGUUUGCGGUGCACAUCAAUCCGGUCCCAAGUUGCACUUCCAUAUUAAGCGAAUGGGUUAUUAUUGGCCUACAAUGGUAAAGGAUUUCAUAGAUUAUGCUCGAAGGUGUCAGGCUUGUCAAUAUCAUGCAAACUUUAUUCAUCAGCCACCAGAACCUCUACACCCAACAGUUGUGUCUUGGCCAUUUGAUGCUUGGGGACUUGAUGUGGUUGGCCCAAUUACGCCUAAGUCAUCUGCAGGGCAUGUAUACAUACUAGCUGCCACCGACUACUUUUCAAAGUGGGCUGAAGCCGUGGCAUUGAAGGAGGUGAAGAAAAAAAAUGUUGCAGACUUUCUCCGUGUCCACAUCGUCUAUCGAUUUGGUAUCCCGCGAUAUAUCUUAACAGAUAAUGGGAAGCCCUUUGACAACAAGUUGAUGGACAAGAUCUGCAAGCUUUUUGACUUUAAGCAGCGAAACUCGUCAGCUUACUAUGCAGCUGCGAAUGGGUUUGCUGAAGCUUUUAACAAGACCCUAUGCAAUUUGUUGAAGAAAGUGGUCUCAAAAUCGAAAAGGGACUGA